UAAAAUACUAAAAUAGAAGGUAGGUACGUUAGUACGUUACUAAACUAUUUACAUCUCAUUGAUAUUUUUUUAAUGUUGAUAACUAAGUGUAGCUAAUAACUCAUAAGUAAACCUAAAAUGAUUGUCACGUGGAUUUGUUUGGUAACGAUAAUGAUAUUAUCAUUAGAUGUGUGUCAAGUUGAAAAUAAAGCAAAUAGCUCAAAAAAAGGAUUUAUAAUUCGAACAACAAAACGAGUUCGAGAUUCAAGAUUUUUUAUUAAAGGAAAACGCUUUGCGAAUGUCAUGAGACGUCUUCCGUCAAACUUGAAAAGAUUCAUGAAGUGGUUACAGAAACACAUCCGAUAUGGUAUAAAAUGUUUUCAUUGGGGAAUUAAUCAAAUGAGAUGUCGUACACUGGGAGGAUUAAAUACCAAUAUCAAGAUGGACAGUUGGAACAAACUUCCGAAUUUUAUAAAAAAAAGGUUGUAUAAACCUGCCUAUGGACCCCAAUUAUUAUUAUAAUCAAAAUGGAUAAAUCAUAAAAUAAAUAAAC
Molecule: messenger RNA, 532 nt
Organism: Acyrthosiphon pisum (pea aphid)
Lineage: Eukaryota; Metazoa; Arthropoda; Insecta; Hemiptera; Aphididae
Exons: 2
Coding region: 118-501 (127 amino acids)
Source: RefSeq, a predicted model, not a curated record